Dunckerocampus dactyliophorus (ringed pipefish) is the source of this 2037-nucleotide messenger RNA. Its product is annotated as cerebellar degeneration-related protein 2-like. The transcript is spliced from 6 exons. Lineage: Eukaryota; Metazoa; Chordata; Actinopteri; Syngnathiformes; Syngnathidae. The record is from RefSeq and is a predicted model, not a curated record. The coding region runs from base 116 to 1597 and encodes 493 amino acids.
UGUAGGAGGGACUGAGGAAAUACCGAGGAGAGGACGGAAACAGGAGCCACAGCGGUGUGCAAGAAUAAGACAGAACUGCGCUUCUGGAGGAGGAUCACACCGGAGUGCUUCACACAUGCUAAGCUCAGGGACAAUGGAUGAAUUCGUUACCGAAGAGGAAGAGCCUUGGUACGACCAGCGGGACCUGGAGCAGGACCUGCACCUGGCUGCAGAGCUUGGGAAGACUUUGCUGGAAAGGAACAAGGAGCUGGAGGACUCCCUGCAGCAGAUGUACAUCACCAAUGAAGAGCAAGUGCAAGAAAUUGAGUACCUAUCGAAGCAGCUCGAAGUCCUUCGGGACAUGAACGAGCAGCAUGCAAAAGUGUACGAGCAGCUGGACGGGACUGCACGGGAGCUUGAACGCACCAACCAAACACUUGUGAUUAACAGCAAGGCCUCGCAGCAAAAGAUAGAGCGGUUAACAGGGACCGUUGAGACUCUGCAGAAUCAGGUGGAGUCCCUCACAGGACAGGUGGAUCAGCUUCGCUCCAUGGAAAAGCUCAGAGUCAAGAGGGAGAAGAGGGAACGACGCAAGACCAUUCACUCCUUCCCUUGUCUGAGGGAACUUUGCACAGCACCCAGAUACGAGGAUGAGUUUGUGGUGGGCAGGGCUGAAAGCUUCUCUGUGGAGGCGAAGCGUCAGCCAUUUGAAGAGGAGAACCAGCACCUGAGGGAGGCCGUGUCAGCUCUGCGAGCAGCUAUCCGGACGGAGAGGGGCCGUCGAGAGGGUGUGGAGAAGGAGUGCAACCUCCUACUUGCAGAUUUCUCGCGUCUGCAAACACGUGUGCAGGAUGCUGAGAGCUGCCAGGCAAGGGUGCGGGAGUUGGAGGUGGAGCUGCAGGAGCUGCAGCAGCUACGCCGCGCCAGAACUUUCCUCCUUGGAAACGAAGAUGAUGGUGUCACACUCACCCAGACGGUCCUCAAUAACACCCCGGAGACUGACACCUUCCUGGAGGGUGACGUCGGGGAGACGGGAGGAGGCGUGAGGGAGGAGGCGGAGGGCGGAGCCGGCGUGGGCGGGGAAGCGCUCCCUGAGUCAAACCCUGUGAGGAAAAGCUGUAGCGACACCGCGCUCAACGCCAUUGUUGCCCGGGAUGCAUCUGGGCGCAGGAGAGGGAGCUACGCCCUGCACGCCAACAGCGUGAGGAAGCGAGGCAUGUCCAUCCUCAGGGAAGUGGAUGAGCAGUAUCACGCUUUGCUGGAGAAGUACGAAGAGCUGUUGGGAAAAUGUCGACGCCAUGAGGACAGCCUCUGUCACGCUGGUGUCCAGACGUCCCGACCCGUCUCCCGAGACCCUUCCAUGAAGGACUGCGCCAUGGGCCACACCCCUGCACCGCCACCGACCCCCACCCAGUCGCCCUCAACACCAGAGGCCAUUGAGAUGAUUGGCAAGCAAGUGGAGGCGGUGGAUAAGCGUCUGGGACAGAACACUCCAGAGUACAAGGCUCUCUUCAAGGAGAUAUUCUCUCGGAUCCAGAAGACCAAGAUGGACAUUAAAGCUACCAAAGCUGCUAAAUCCAGUAAAUCUAGCAAAUCGAGCAAAUCUAGUAAGCAGUGAAGCGUCUAGGGAACGGCUAGGUACAAUACCAGUGCUCUGUGCUUCCCGGCAGUGGAACAUUUUUCACAAACCAACCAACUCAAGUGCAGUAUAGAAAAUGUCAAGUUGACGCUAACACUAGAAUACGAGUAGCAUGUAUUAACAGUGUACAAAAAAAUAAAAUAAAAUCAACAUAGUUCAGUACUUGUAGCUAGAAUGACAAUUAGUAUUAGAGUUCAGACCCAGGCCCCGAUUGGAUCAUCAAGUUUCCUGCUUUUUUUUAAAUGGGAUAUUAUUUUUAAUGCCACACAUUUUUGUGAACAAUGAAACAAAACAGUAGACAAGAUUGAAGCACUGAAAAAAGUAAAUAAGUAAACAUACUAGCACAUUUGCAGCUGGCACAAUGGUAGCAUUGAGACUGACUCUGAAAGCAAAAAGAAAAUUAAAUUCCUCUUAAUAAA